Messenger RNA from Closterium sp. Naga37s-1, 438 nucleotides. The record is from the annotation of a GenBank genome assembly. Lineage: Eukaryota; Viridiplantae; Streptophyta; Zygnematophyceae; Desmidiales; Closteriaceae.
AUGCUGGUGCCCCUGACCGGCUCCAUGUACAUCGCUCGCAAUAUCCCCCUCCCCUCUCUCGCAUUCCUCACCCCGCCCCACCCCACCAGGUGCGAGCAUGCUGGUCAGAGCAUGCUGGUGCCCUUAACCGGCUCCAUGUACAUCGCUGGCACCGUGGCCGAGCCCUCCCACGUGCUCAUUGACGUUGGUGCGGGCUACUAUAUCGAGAAGUCAGUGGAGGAGGCGAUGGGGUACUGCAUGCGCAAGGCGGAGCUGCUGCGAGCCAACCAUGACAAGUUCAGCGAGGUGGCACGCGCCAAGCGACAGCUACUGGAGGAGGUAACGAUGGUGCUGCAGGCGAAGGUGAGGGCAGCCGUGCAGCAGCAGGGCGGGGAAGCAGCAGGUGCUGUUGCAACGGGGGCAGCACAGGCAGGCAGGAUACAGGCAGCUGCCUCGUGA